UGUAAUCUUGUACUAAUAAGAUUUUUCUUAGUCAUAUUGAAUGUGGUAAAUAAACAUGUCUAAUUCAGUGAUGCCAAUAGUUGAUCUCUCCCCGUUCUUUUUACGAGAUGAAGAUGGCCAGAGAAAGGCAAGAGAAGUGAUAAACGAAGCAUGUAGUCGAUAUGGCUUCUUCCAAAUUAUCAAUCAUGGGGUGCCUUUGGACCUUAUGAGCCGCGCCUUAAAACUAUCAAAGUCCUUUUUCGAGUGUCCUGUUGAAGAGAAAAUGAACUGCUCUCCAUUGCCAGGGGCGCCUUUUCCUGCAGGCUAUAACCGAAAACCAAAUCCAUCUUAUGAAUUUGCAGAGUACUUGGUCAUGCUUCACCCUGGAUCCACCUUCAAUGUUUUUCCUCCCAAUCAUCCACAGCUCCAAGAAGUAAUGGGAGAUUUAUUCAAUCAAUUCGUGAAGAUCGGAGCAAUUUUAGAAAGCAUCCUUAGUGAAUCAUUGGGUCUGCCUCCAAGUAUUCUUCAAGAAUUUAACAAUGAGAGGAAUUCUGAUGUAUUGACAGCAUUGUAUUAUUUACCAGCAACAGAGAAUGAGAAAAUGGGAAUAAAUUCACAUAGAGAUGUUGGAUGUAUAACAUUUGUGUUACAGGAUGAAGUUGGAGGGCUUGAAGUUCAAAAAGAUGGUAAUUGGAUCCCAGUAACCCCCAAUAAAGGUGCCCUUGUUGUUAACAUUGGUAUUGUUCUUCAGGUGCUGACGAAUGACAAAUACAAGAGUCCAAAUCAUAGGGCGAUGAGACCGAAUGGGAGAUCAAGAAAUUCAUUUUCAUUCUUCUAUAAUGUAUCAGGGGAAAAAUGGCUUGAACCCCUUCCCCAUUUCACUAAGCAAAUUGAUGAGAAACCAAAUUAUAAGGGAUUCAUUUACAGUGAUUAUUUACAAAAACGCAACGAAAAUAAACUCAAACGUGCUGCUGGACUUGAAGAAGAUCUUGGUUUAUCUCAUUUUUCACUCACUAGAUCAAUAGAAAAUCAUUAAAUUUGUGUUUUAUCAAUCAUUGUUCCCCUUCAUUUUAAAUAUAAACUCAUGUU
Molecule: messenger RNA, 1068 nt
Organism: Solanum pennellii
Lineage: Eukaryota; Viridiplantae; Streptophyta; Magnoliopsida; Solanales; Solanaceae
Product: probable 2-oxoglutarate-dependent dioxygenase At3g111800
Exons: 3
Coding region: 56-1015 (319 amino acids)
Molecular function (GO): dioxygenase activity
Source: RefSeq, a predicted model, not a curated record